GUUCUGUUCAAAGUUGAGAUUCAUUGCGGAAGCCUUCACUCGCCGCCGCCGUUGCCACUGACUGGUACAGAGGACAAGAGAAGGGAGUGAUGGUGUUGGUGUCUAAUUCUAGUCACCAAAACAAGGAAAUACAUAUCAGAAGGAGAAUCUCUGAGAUAUACAAUAAAAGGGAAGAGGAUUUUGCAUCACUUAAGGACUACAAUGACUACUUGGAAGAAGUGGAGUGCAUGGUAUUCGAUCUGGUAGAUGGAAUCAAUGUUGAGGCGAUUGAAGAGAAGAUCAAAAAGUACUCUCAAGAGAAUGCUGAACAGAUUAUGAUUAACCGUGCCCGCAAGGCUGAAGAUUUAACUGCAGCCUUGGCGGCUUGCAAGGCCCAACAACCACAAACUGAUGCUGACACGUCGUCAAACAAUGGGAGUACGUCUGGAGCUGCAUACAGCCAGGCUCCAAGACCAACGGGAAUGGGACCACAGCCUGUACCUAUAGGAGGAGGAGCAGAUCAUCAACGUUACUCUAUGGAAGACGAAGCGAUGAUGAGGCUCAAAGCAGAGAGAGCUCCACGGGCUGGAGGAUUUUCUUUGGAGAUAAGCAAGAAGAGGGCUUUGGAAGAAGCUUUUGCAAGCAUUUGGGUCUGAUUCCUCGAGAGAGAGACUUUACUUCUAUAUUCAAGACAGUGAGAUAUUGACUGUUGAGCUUUGAGUAUCGAAGUAACUAGAGUUUCCAUUAUUGACUCAGUUCAUUGUGUUACUCGUGCGUUGCUUUUCUUUGUAUAGUUGACAAGACUCGGUUAUAAACAUCAAGGAAACAAAACUUUCCUCA
Raphanus sativus (radish) is the source of this 819-nucleotide messenger RNA. RefSeq lists its product as uncharacterized. Gene Ontology annotation, cellular component: transcription factor TFIIH holo complex. The transcript is spliced from 6 exons. Bases 90 to 635 code for a protein of 181 amino acids. NCBI's taxonomy places the organism in Eukaryota, Viridiplantae, Streptophyta, Magnoliopsida, Brassicales, Brassicaceae. Gene Ontology annotation, biological process: DNA repair; regulation of transcription by RNA polymerase II; regulation of cyclin-dependent protein serine/threonine kinase activity. The record is from RefSeq and is a predicted model, not a curated record.